This is a messenger RNA of Cuculus canorus (common cuckoo), 4068 nucleotides long. It is a transcript of the gene GGT5, whose product is annotated as gamma-glutamyltransferase 5. NCBI's taxonomy places the organism in Eukaryota, Metazoa, Chordata, Aves, Cuculiformes, Cuculidae. Gene Ontology annotation, biological process: leukotriene D4 biosynthetic process; glutathione catabolic process; inflammatory response. Bases 259 to 1932 code for a protein of 557 amino acids. Gene Ontology annotation, molecular function: leukotriene-C(4) hydrolase activity; glutathione gamma-glutamate hydrolase. The transcript is spliced from 12 exons. Gene Ontology annotation, cellular component: plasma membrane. The record is from RefSeq and is a predicted model, not a curated record.
AGAAGAAGUUAACUUUAUAAAAGAGAGUGCACAGCCUCUCACGAGUAGAAGAGCAGGAAAGAAAGCAUACACCCUUUCCUUCUUUAGCAGCUUUUACUCUUAAAAAGAAUGUAAUUCUCUGCUGCGAGGGGCAGAGCCCAUUUCAGUGAGACCUCCCUCCCAAAACUGCCGAGAUCCUCGGCUUCCACCCUGAGCAAAGCGGACGCCUUUGCAAACAGAGGACAAGGCUCCGAGGGCUCUGGCAGCGUGGGAAUAGCCAUGUCCACAGGGAAGGUCUUCUGCCUGGUGCUGCUGACCCUCGGGGUGUUGGCUGUAGUGGUUGCGCUUGUGGUUAUCCUGACUCAACCCAAGUGUGGUCCUCAGCACUACCUGCACGGUGCCGUGGCUGCUGACACCGAGACCUGCUCUCUCAUCGGCCGGGACAUCCUGAAAAGCGGAGGCACGGCUGUGGAUGCUGCCAUCGCUGGCUUGAUCUGCACUUCGGUGAUGAACCCUCAGAGCUCGGGCCUGGGUGGCGGGGUCGUAUUCACCAUCUACAAUGCCAGCACAGGAACAGUCGAGGUGAUCAAUGCCCGUGAGACAGUCCCCCGAGUGCCUCCGCAGGAUUUGUUGUCUGGCUGCACUGGUGGUUUCCCCAUAGGUCCCCGCUGGAUUGCUGUGCCGGGAGAGCUUCGCGGGUAUGAAGAAGCCCAUAAGCGAUAUGGCCGCUUACCAUGGAAAGCCCUGUUUGAACCAACCAUCAAGCUCCUUUCAGAGCCACUUGUCAUUUCCCCAGUUAUGGAGAAAAUUAUUCAUCACCCGGCCUUCUUCAGGCCAGGAAAGAACCUGUGCCCGCUGAUAUGUGACGGUCAAAGGUUUUUGAACAAUGGAGAGACCUUCAGGUGGCCAGCGCUGCAGCAAACAAUGAAAACUGUAGCAGAACAUGGAGCUACAGCAUUUUAUGAGGGACUGAUAGGAAAGGCCCUGGUGGAGGACCUUAGGAAGGCUGGGUCCAGCAUCUCACUGGAGGACCUGCAGGCAUACAAAGCAGAGGUGUCCCCAGCUCUGAAUGUUACCCUGGACGAUGGCACCACAGUGUUUUCUCCUGGACCGCCUAUGGGAGGUGCUGUCCUCAUGUUCAUCCUCAAGCUAUUGGAAGAGUAUAAACUCCAGGAAGCGUCACUGGCAACACCCAAGGAGAAGGUGGAGACCUACCAUCGCAUUGCAGAGGCCCUGAAGUUUGGCAAUAUGCUAAAACCCCAGAUGAGUGACCCAGCCUUCUCCGAAUCUCAGGUGACCGUGGGGGCUGUGCUGUCUGAUGAGAUUGUCAAGCUUGCCAGAGGCCGAAUAGAUGACUAUGGUGACCAUCCGCUCGACCAUUACAACUUGCUGGGGUCCAUCCACAACCACAGAUACAGAAGUAAAGGCACGAGCCACAUCUCUGUGCUCGCUGCAGACGGCAGUGCUGUGUCCGCCACCAGCACCAUCAACUUCCCGUUCGGCUCCUUUGUGUAUUCUAACCAAACUGGGAUCAUUUUGAAUAACGAACUUGCUGAUUUCUGCAUCGUGAACAGAAGCAUUAAACCAGGAGAGAAGCCUCCCUCGGCAAUGGUGCCUUCCAUCCUCAUCUCCAAAACAGGAGACAUGCUGGUGAUUGGAGGAGCUGGCGGGGCCUGGAUUAUCAGCGCUACUGCUAUGGCAAUUGUAAACAAGCUGUGGUUUGGCUACGACUUGGAACGUGCCAUUGCAGCUCCCAUCAUGCACGCUGAAGGGGACCACAUCCUGUUUGAGGACCAUUUCAGUGAAGAGGUUCGGAACGGCUUGCUGGGAAGGAGACAUAAAGAAAAGAAAGAGAAACUUGCAGUUAAUGUUGUGCAGGGAAUUUCCAAGGAAGGAAAAUGCAUCUCUGCUUACUCUGAUAAAAGGAAGCUGGGUAAGUCAGCUGGAUAUUAGCCUGAAACCCCAUCACAGCUCACAAAACCACAGGAGAUAACAAGAUUCAGAACGUGCUUUGGCUUGGACAUGCCAAUACUGCCUGUUCCCAUCAGGAUACCUCCUGGGCAAAACACCUGAUUCCAGGCGUCUGCCCAUCAUCUUUGGGCAAUACAUGGACAAGUCCACCAGCCUUGUUUAGCACUGCACCCUGCAUUACUUACGAGAUAUAUGGAAAAACAUAUUCGUUGAACACCUCGGCUAUUCAGAAAAAGAGACUAUAACAUGGGUAAGGAAAAUGGUUCCAAAUGCCCCUGAGAACACUGUGAAAUGCCUCAGCUGUGUCUUCCAUCCCUGCUGGAGAGACUCAGUUGAGAGCAGAAUUAGUUUCUUUUAGGCUGUUGCCAGAAUAAGCUGUUUAUUACUGGGACCCAGCACCGUGAAAUAAGGAACUGUUUUGGAUAUGAGGAUUAUAAGAAGCAUCUGUAAGGUCAGGACUUUACAAUCUUAAGCAUCCAGGCCUAGAAGGCAGGUUUGGAAAGAGAAGAGAGCAAAACUCCUCAAUUCCUGUCUUGAGUUUUCCAUCCAAAGGCGGCCUGCAUUUCCCCAAGCUGGCAGAGCUCAGCCACCAUAGCACAGCUCCUGUGCUGUGUGGAUGCAAAGGAUCCCACAAGCUACAAACUCCUGCACCAAAGCUUCAGGCCUGCACUCUGCUGGCUCUGAGCUGCCCAGGGGCGCUGAGAAUUCCCUGCUCUUGCGAUGCGCAGGCUUCUGCUUGAUUCCCCAGGGGCGCUUCUCCCUGUGGCAAGGGGAGUCCUGGUCUCUGCCCAUUCUCCUGCCCCAGUGCUGGCAGAGGAUGUCGUUUGGGAAGGCAGGUGAGGAUUGCACUGGAAGAGCUCUCGGUUUUGGAAGCUUUAUAACUUUCUUUAGGAUGCAGAGGACACGUGAUCAGAAGUGUUUGUGGCCUCGUGCUCAACCAGGACUGCUGAGAAGUGAUGCAGCUCUAUCAGACACUAGAGAAUCCUUCUCUCCCGUAGCCUAAGGAUGCCCUGCAGCUCCCUGUUUACCACCUCAAUUCUCCACUGUUCCCUUUAAGAUCACAAGGAUGAAACUGUAGGACUGCUGAAGAACUAUCACAGAGAGAGAAAGCUUCUGGGGGAGAGACUCUAUAACCUUGUCCUGCUCAAAAUGGCCAAGAAGACCAACCUACCCCCCAAAGCUUUUCUCAAAUAGUUCCCAUGAUCCCAAACAGCUCCAUUUUCUGAAAGCUUAUGGGCUGCACUUCCCUCCCACACAGCCGUGGCAAUCCUAGCACACAAACAAAAUCCCUCCGCAAACACUAUAACAAGUAUUUGAGCACACACUUUUUAAAAAUCCAAACCCAAACAAGGCCAGGUGGGUGUCAAGUCUAAGUUCUUGCUGAUGCAGCCUGUCCCAUAAAGCUAUCGAUUUGUUGCAAUCUCAGCCUUCACUUGUGUUUCAGUGUUGGGCUGAGUUUCCCUCUGCCGUUAUACACUGAGGACCAUAAUUCGACCACAGCUGGAUCAGAGCUUAAUGAAAGAGUGUUCCUGUGUUACCAGAUCACAGUCACAAGCAUUUAAUCAUCAUCUGGAGAACAAGUUGCUUGUGACCAGAGCCAGCUCCACUUGCUGCACCCUCUCUCUCCCUGAGUGGAAUUCAUGUUUAAUCCCCUGCGUCCAGAAAGGCUACUGUUUUCCAUCAGAGCCGCUUCCCUGAGCCCUGGACGUGGCCCAGCACCCUGUUAGCCAGCAUCACAGUGCUGGGUGGGAACAGGGCUGAAGUCUGGGAGGAGCAGUGUUUAUUGUCAGUUGGAAGGGGUUACAGUGGGGUUUUACCUCCCUUCCCUCAGCUACAGUUCCUGAGUGCACAGCUUCUAGAGUCUGACGUGCCACCCCAGCCCCAGAGUUGUCACAGGGGAAGCGCUUAUGGGCACAUGACACCUUCUGCAGCUCACAUUUUGGGACAAGGCUUGCAAGACAAGUUGGGUUGGUCUCUCCCCAUUCAUGCUCACACCAACAGGAGAGUAUUAUUUUUGCACUUGGUCCAUUUACUUGGACUUUCAAAGCGUCACUGUACAGAGGCUGCUCUUUUUUCUAAUGAAGUCUUUAUAUUUUUAAUAAAAGGGGUUUUAACCUG